UAUAGAAUUGGGUAUCAAAAGUCAAGCAGGUGGUAACGCUAUUGAUUUAGAGUUGAUUGGUGCUGAUCAGGAAAGAAAAAUUAUUGGUCGGAUUCAAACAGAGAAGAAUGUUGAUCGGAUUGAAACAGAGUAUGCAGUUGAUAUGGAUGAACCAGAGAAUAGAAGUGUUUUUGGGGAUCAACAACAGUCAAAUAGUGGACAAGGGCAGCCAGUCGGGAGUGUUAUGUCAAAGAAAAGAAAAACAUAUGUCUCAUUUUCUCAAACCUUAUGCGAUAUUUGUGCAGAGAUUCCGGUAUGUACAAUGUGUACAAACUGCAGAAAGAUAUAUUGCAAGAUAUGCUCCGACGUUCAUACAGAAUCGGAAAAAGACCAUCAUAUUAUUCACAUACCACAUGUUGCUGGGAAUCAAGAAGAAAUCAUAUGUGGUAAAUGCGUUAAAAAUAAGGCCGAACAACUUUGUACAACCUGCUUGAACCUAAUGUGCGAGUCUUGUGCAGAGAGCCAAAUCCAUACAAGCUGUAAAGGAACUAAAAUGUUGAUAAUUUAUCAAGGUCAUCCUAAACUACAGAGACAAAAGUCUGAAGAAAAACUUAACUAUUUUCAGGAUUUGUCAAUUAAGAAAAGAGAAGAGCCGUACCCCAUUCGCAUUUGCGGAAUGUCUUACAUAGCUGACGGUAGACUUGUAUUAGUUGAUAAAAACAAUCGCAACUUGCUUGUUUUCAAAUCAAAAGAAGAAAAAAUUAGAACAUAUUUAGAAGAGGAACCACACGCACUUACUUCAAUGACUGGACAACAUAUUGCUAUAACGUUUCCCUUUCAAAUGGAAAUACGAAUAUAUAAAAUUUCUGAAAACUCUAUUGGUAAACUAAACCGUAUUGGUCUACCUUCCUUUGGACUGUACAACUCAAAACCAUAUAGUAUUGCAUUCGAUAACGACUUCUUUGUAGUCGAAGUGGGCGAAGGUGACGAUGGAAAGAUAAUUAUAAUGAACGAUAAACAAAUUCAUAACGAAAUACAUAAUAAGAAUUUUGCAUACUUUACUGGAAACACAAUACGUCUCGCGCUCGAGGUGAAAAAUCAUAAUCCAUUGGAAGGACGCGUUUUCCUAUCAGCAUUGAGUAAGAACGUGGUAUUUUGUGUUGAUUUUCAAGGCAAAGAAGUUUGGAAGGUAUCCAUCCCAAGCCCGAGAGGUAUAAGUAUUGUUCAAGAAGACUGCACUCCAGGGAACAACUUGGUUAUCUGCAGUAGACGGUGUAAUGCCCUUUUUGGAUUAAACAAGGAUAAUGGAAGGGAUAAACAAAUUUUAUUAUCUGGAGGUAAAAUAAAUUUGCCAAGGUUUAUUUCAUACAACAACAAAAACAGAUUGUUAUGCAUUCAAGUUACGAAAGGAGACGAUGAAGACGAGUCAGUGUCAUUUAUUGAAGUCAGACCUCAACUUUCAAUAAAGCCUACAAAGACAAUAUAGUCAAGAUUGUAUAGAGUUUUUAAAUUAGCCUAAUUUUUUGACGGAAUCCGAUGUAUUUUACAAUUAAAUCGGUUUGAUUGUAGUUUUCUCACAAUCAAAUUGUAUUUUUCACAAUUAAAUUGUAUUUUUUUCACAAUUAAAUUAUAUUUUUCACAAAUGAAUUGUAUUUUUUUCACAAUUGAAUUGUUUUUUUUUUUUUAAAUUAAAUUGUAUUUUUUUUUUCACAAUUAAAUUGUAUUUUUUCCCAAAUUUGUCAGCAUCAUAAUGCAACAGCCAUUCUCGGAGACUGAAAGUCUCCAUCAUUUCUACUGACCUAUUUAAAGUUAUGUAAACUUGUAAUAUAUAAGCAUAGGCCUCACUGUGACUUUGAAUAACAGAAAUGAAAAGCUGUUCCUUUGCUUUUUGUUUCUUUUAUGGUGAUUUUUGUGAAAGGAAUGGAUGCGCCAUAUCCUUUCUUAUCAUUGAUGUUCAUAGAGUUUGUCGUUCGUGGUAUUUGGAUGCCGCAUUUUACUGUUACGGCGAAUUAAUUCUCGAUAAAAUUUCAUAAAUGUUUGGUACUUCAAUUUUUUUCUUUUUCUCGUUAUUCUAAUAUAAAAAAAUUGUUAUGCCGUCUACCCGUCUUAUUUUUCUUAUUCGUACGUAAGUUCCUGCCAAAUCAUCUAACAAAUAUCUUGACGUUCCCCGUAAUUGUCUAACUUCUCAUAUUGUUCUGUAUUUUACAGUAAAAGGAGUGUCUUUAAAGAUAUAAUCAAUUAAUAAAAGUUUAAUUGUACUGAUUGAUUGAUUGGUGUUUAACGCCACUUUCAGCACUAUUGGCAACUUCGUGGCGGUCAAUAUUUAUUGGUAGAGGAUAGACGGAGUGCCCGGAGAGAACCACCGAAGGAAAACUGCCAAUCCUAGCAGUUGCCACGUGCGGGAUUUGAAUUCACAACGUCAGUAUUGACAGGCUAUUGAAACAGUACUUAGACUACUUUCUGAACUGAGCAUUCAGUCAAUUGGGAGUUUUAGCUACAUGCAUGUUGAAGACUUCGUCGUGAUUUUGAGAUAAACAAUAGCAAAAAAAAAAACAUUUUGCAGUUGAUUUUGUAGUGUAUGCGUAAUAAUGGGGUGUCAUGAAUUAAUACACAGUGUACAUGAUGUAAUAUCUUUUCCAUAUUGAAUUGUGUGAUAAGGAAAAAUGCAACAUCACUUUUUCUUCUAGAUCUUUUACAUAUUUUUACUAGUUUUGAUAGAAAUGAAUUUUGAUUUAUUUUACAAAUAAAAAGAAUUUCACUGUCGUCAUGUCACCCAAAUUUAUAAGAUAAUUUUAAAAGAGAUUAAAUAAAAUACCAGAGUAGGACAAAGAAUUAAAAUAGCUAAUGAUUGCCAUUUUUCUACAAAAGAUUUACAAAGGCUUUAAAUUAGAGUUUAUCAUAUUAUCUUUAGAACAUAUUCACCUCUUCUCGUCCAAUGAAAAGUCAGUUUUUUCCCUUCUUAUUUUCAUAGUACAUUGCUUUCCAUGCACUAUAAAAUGCUUGACAUGAAUGACUUUUCAUUGUAGAUUAAUUAUGAAAGGGAACUCUAAGUAACUACCCUAACGAAGUGUACAAUCCCCCGAGGCAACUUCCUUGGGAAAAUAGCCUACUGAUUAAAGAUGAAAGUGAAUAGAAUUAUAAAAAACAUUUUGAAUUUUGCAAAUGUUUAUCAUGGUACAUAUAUAUAACAAACAAAAAAUGAAAUGGGGGCAAAGAUGUAGGUAAAAUAAUCUUUUAUUCAAAUUUGAUACCAGACAUUCGAGUUAAUUAUUUUUUUUUCUUUCAAGAAAACAAUGUCAGACUGCUGAUAUAUAUAGCAAAGGAUUUUUUUCUGAAAAAAAAAAACACAAUACAUAUACAUUCAAUAAAAAUUAAGCAUCUGAUGUUGAAUGGUUGUAAUUCAAAUAUUUAUAGAGUGAGUUUUAUAUUUAUCAAAAAAUAUACAAAUUUCAAAAAGCUGAUUUAUAUAACAUUGUGUGCUUUUUAAAAUCAAGAAAUUUAAGGUAUAUAAGUAUUAAAUUUUACCUGAAGCAGACGAAAAACUCAAUGUUUGAACAAUUCAUCCUUUUUGUCCUCACAAAACUAUGUUAGUUCUAUUUCAUUCCAUCCAUUGAAAUGAUCAUUACAUGUGUUAUACAUUCGUUUUGUUAACCUAGUUAACACUUCAUUAUAAAAAGUGAAUUCUUAUCAAGGUUUGAAUAUUACAAUGGGAAAGGAUAAUUUUGUAAGGUCACUCGAAAGUGUGAAUAUGUUCUAAAUUGGUCAGACAAUACUUGGUCAUGUUUAUGAACAUUUAAAACCCUCGGCUACGCCUUGGGCUUUAAAUCUUCAUAAAACAUGACCAAGUAUUGUCUAACCUUUACAUAAGCGAUAGCGAAUAUUAUGUAACCUUUGACAAUAUGUUGGAUUAGCAUGUCCGGAUUAAGACCACGCUAUCGUAGAUUUGAGCUCUUAGGUGACAUGGGGCCAGUGAAAGGGUUUAUGAGAUAUUUCCUUUGUUUACAUAAUUAUUUUACCUAUAUGGGCCUCACUUGGGAAUGAAACAAAAAUUGUAUUUUAUGAAUUUCUGGUCACUUGGACAUUGACCAGCAAAUAAUAAAGAUCUUUUAUUUUAGAAAGAAUUGUUUUUUUCUUUCCAGGUGAGUGUAACUUUAAGUUUUAUAAGUUGAUAUUUGUAAAUGGAUAUUUUCAUGUUUUAUGCAUUGAUAUUUUAAAUGAAUAUUUUCUAGAUGUUAAGAUAUUAUAAACCGAAAAGGGUAUAGUUGCAGCCGUAACAGCUUAGUUGAAGUUAAAGUAUUUUUACAUUUACAGAAUUUUUUAAUUUUGAUAGUUAUUUUUAGAGACAAAGUCUUUAUGUUUCCUAUUAUUGAAUUUAGCAUAUUUCUCCCUCUUUUUAAUAAUUAGAUAAUUGCAUUAUUUAAAUAACACGACUUUGUGACAUAUUUUGGUAUUUUGUAAUGUUUAAGUAUUUGAAAGACAAGACUUAUUUAUUUUAGUCAUUUACUUUAUCGUGUAAAUAUUAUUUAGCGUUGGUAUUUUUAUUGAGUUAUUUAGUAGUUAAUUUGAAUCUGAUCAUGAAGCGCAAGUAGUUAAUAGUACGUUUUAUUCCAUAUAUGAUGUUGAAAAACAGAGCGGUAUUAAGCUGUAUUUAACACUUUUAAAAAUAAAAUAAACACUGCGUCAAAUGCAAAAUUAUUAAGAAUGUGCAUUUGAUUCACUAUGAAGGCUUAAAGGUAACAACCAGAGUUUUGUAUAUUGUUUUAGUCAUUUAGAAAGUUUAAGUAUUCGUUAGAAUCAUGUAUAAAUGUUUAGUUUAAAGUCAGAACUACAAAUGAAAAUAAAACGCAUUUCUCUCUUUGUAGCCACAUACAUUUUUAUUGUUCAGAUUCCUUUGUUGUAAAUAAUUAUAAUGUUUUUAUACUCGUGUGUUUAAAUUAAUAAUAUUCUGUUUACACAUCAUAUUUAACUUAGUUUUAAAGUGAAUAAUUUGGUUACCAUGGCAACACUUAUCAAAAUUCAAAAAGAGGCCCUUGUCUCACUCAUGUUGACAUUAUUUGGCAUCAGCACAUUAAUUUAACUGAGCUAGUUAGCUCCCCCAUUUUAUCUUUAUUGUUUUAUAAUGCGAAUAUAUAUGUUCCAUCUUUAUAUUAUUAUGCAAUC
Mytilus californianus (California mussel) is the source of this 5139-nucleotide messenger RNA. RefSeq lists its product as uncharacterized. Bases 143 to 1465 code for a protein of 440 amino acids. Lineage: Eukaryota; Metazoa; Mollusca; Bivalvia; Mytilida; Mytilidae. The transcript has 2 exons. The record is from RefSeq and is a predicted model, not a curated record. Gene Ontology annotation, molecular function: zinc ion binding.